AUGGCGGCGGCGGCGGCCCGAGCGGUGCUGGUGCCCGCGGCGCGGCGGCGACUUUGGGGGUUCGGUGACAAGCUCUUGGUGCGGGGUGCCGCGGGGCGGCCAUUGCAUUUUGGAGGGAGCAGGUGGAGAAGCACCCAGGCUGCCACCCAAGUGGUUCUGAAUGUCCCUGAAACUCGGGUGACCCGUCUGGAGAAUGGGCUGCGAGUGGCGUCCGAGGACUCGGGGCUGUCCACGUGCACGGUGGGGCUGUGGAUUGAUGCCGGAAGUCGAUAUGAAAAUGAGAAGAACAACGGGACCGCCCACUUCCUGGAGCACAUGGCUUUCAAGGGCACCAAAAAGAGGUCCCAGUUAGAUCUGGAACUCGAGAUUGAGAACAUGGGGGCGCACCUCAAUGCCUACACCUCCCGGGAGCAGACCGUGUAUUAUGCCAAAGCGUUCUCCAAAGACUUGCCGCGAGCUGUGGAGAUCCUUGCUGAUAUCAUCCAGAACAGCACGCUGGGGGAAGCGGAGAUCGAGCGGGAGCGCGGAGUCAUCCUCAGAGAGAUGCAGGAAGUGGAGACUAACCUGCAGGAGGUUGUGUUUGAUUAUCUGCACGCCACCGCUUAUCAAAACACCGCGCUCGGACGGACCAUUUUGGGACCAACUGAGAAUAUCAAGUCUAUUAAUCGUAAGGAUUUAGUGGACUAUAUUACUACCCAUUAUAAGGGGCCGCGAAUGGUGCUUGCUGCUGCUGGAGGUGUCUCCCACGAUGAGCUGCUGGAGUUGGCCAAGUUCCAUUUUGGUGACUCGCUGUGUACACACAUGGGAGAUGUACCAGCCCUGCCUCCCUGCAAAUUCACAGGAAGUGAGAUCCGCGUGCAGGAUGACAAGAUGCCGCUGGCACACCUGGCCAUAGCCGUGGAAGCUGUUGGCUGGGCACACCCGGACACCAUCUGCCUCAUGGUGGCCAACACUCUGAUUGGCAACUGGGACCGCUCUUUUGGAGGGGGAAUGAAUUUAUCUAGCAAGCUGGCCCAGCUCACGUGUCACGGCAACCUGUGCCACAGCUUCCAAUCCUUCAACACUUCCUACACGGACACAGGGCUGUGGGGCCUGUACACGGUCUGCGAACCAGCCACGGUUGCAGAGAUGCUGCGUGUUGUUCAGAAGGAAUGGAUGCGACUCUGUACAAGCGUUACCGAGAGCGAAGUGUCCCGGGCCAAAAACCUUCUGAAGACCAACAUGCUACUGCAGCUGGACGGUUCAACUCCAAUUUGUGAAGAUAUCGGUAGGCAAAUGUUAUGUUACAAUAGAAGAAUUCCUAUCCCCGAGCUUGAAGCAAGAAUUGAUGCUGUGAGUGCCGAGACAGUCCGAGCAGUGUGCACCAAAUACAUUUACGACAAGAGCCCAGCCAUUGCGGCAGUCGGUCCCAUUGAGCAACUACCAGAUUUUAAUCAGAUUCGUAGUAACAUGUGCUGGCCUCAUCAUUAAACUACUCCUAAAUGAAGACUUGUUUAGAAAGAGACCUGCAUAUUUUUAUCUAUCCCCAACCACAAAAAUAAAACUUACUAUCUCACAAAAGACUACCACCCUGCA
Messenger RNA from Ochotona curzoniae (black-lipped pika), 1575 nucleotides. It is a transcript of the gene PMPCB, whose product is annotated as peptidase, mitochondrial processing subunit beta. The transcript has 13 exons. NCBI's taxonomy places the organism in Eukaryota, Metazoa, Chordata, Mammalia, Lagomorpha, Ochotonidae. Gene Ontology annotation, cellular component: mitochondrion. The record is from RefSeq and is a predicted model, not a curated record. Bases 1 to 1470 code for a protein of 489 amino acids. Gene Ontology annotation, molecular function: metalloendopeptidase activity; metal ion binding.